AUGGCCAUGGCCCUUGGGCCCGGGGCGUGGAACCCCCUGCCGCACGGCUCGCUUCCGCCGCCUCGCCCGCGCGCCGCGGCGCGCCCAGCGGCGGGGGCGUCGUUCGCGACGCGGCACGUGGCGGCGGCACUGGUGGCGGCCCAGGGCGUGCGCGUAGUGCGCCGAGUGGCCUUGCGCGUGCUGGCGCCGACGGACUACUACGGCCUGCUGGGCCUGCCCGCCUACACUUCGGACCGGAAGGCCAUCAAGGCGGCUCACCGGCGCACGGUGAAGCUGGUGCACCCAGACAUCCUGGGCCCGGCCUCCGGAGACCUGCAGGUCAUCGUCAACUCUGCCUACCGCAUGCUCAGCGACGACGAGCUGCGUGAGAAGUAUGACACCACGCUGCGCCGCAGCAAGAUGUCCAACAUGGCGAUGAGCCAAUGGGCCAAUCCCAAGGCCACAGAAGGCCUCUUCGUGGACGAGACGGUGUGCCGGAGCUGCCUGAAGUGCGCCAGCAGCGCCCCGGGCACCUUCGAGGUGGAUCCCAACACCAGGAGGGCCCACGUCUACCUCCAGGGGGGCAACGACGUGAAUGAUUUGGACAUCGCGGAGCUCGGCUGCCCCGAGCAAGCCAUCACCAUGCUGCCCCGCAGAUGGGUGCCAUUGUUGGAGUACGCCCUGCAGAAGAGCAAGUCGCUGCAGGGCCGGAAGAAUCCUUUCGACCUAUUGGCGGCGGCCCACUGCCGGGUGCUGCAACUGACCGCCAAGCAGGACCUGGGCGCCGCGCCGCCGGAUGCGCAACUGCGGGAGGAGUACGCGGAGAUGGCCACGGCGCUGAAGGAGGAUUUCCGGGAAGCGCGCCGCAACAUCCUCGCAAAGUAUGCCACUUGCAGUGAUGAGGCGAAGAAAGAAGCCGGCGAGCUCAUUGCGAAAGGGGGCCGUCCCCCCUCUGGGAUCCAGGAGGACGACGAGCUAGGGGUUUUCGUGGACGAGACAGCGUGCUCCAGAUGCUACAAGUGCGUGGAGGUUGCCUCAUCCACCUUUGCGGUGCACAGGAGCCCUGAGCGAGGGGAGAAAGUCCAUGCAGUGGCGCAGGACGCAGAUGCCGCGGAGAUUCUGCAAGCUGCAGUGAGAAACUGCCCGUCUCGCGCCAUCUCCUUCGUGCAGAAGGCGGACGUGCCCUUGUUGGAUCUCGCCAUGCGGGAGGCGGUGCAGCUGGCGCAGACCUCUGGCGUGCUGAAGGGGCCCUUCCAGAUCCUGGAGGAGUACCUGGUAGAGGACAUCAUCAGGAUGGAUCUGGAGCUCAAGGACUUCACCCCGGCGCAGACUCGACGGGACGCCCGCUCCGUGGCAGCCGCCCAGGAUGCCGCGGAGGAGAUCUCGGAGGCUUCGCAGAUGAUCCCAGAGGAUGUGCGCCAGCGCCUGUGGCGCGGUAUUGGCGGAGACCAGUCAGCCGUCAAGGAGUUGGAGGCUAUGGCCUCGGGCGAAGUGCCGUCAGCGUCGAGGACGUCGCUGAAGGCAGAGCUCUUCCAGAGCUUUGACGCGGACGGGGACGGGUUCUUGUACUCCACCGAGCUGCGGGGCCUGGCGUCGGCCAUGGGCUUCGAGGGCAGCGACUCCGAGUGGACCCAGGAGUAUGUCAUGAUCUGCACGGAGGUGGGCUGCGAUCCAACCCAGGGCCUCGACUUCCGGGGCUUCUCUCGCAUGGUGGAUGACGAGGAGGCCGGCUAUUUGGAGGACGAAGAAAUGGUCGACAUCUUGCAAAGCCGCUGA
Molecule: messenger RNA, 1755 nt
Organism: Effrenium voratum
Lineage: Eukaryota; Dinophyceae; Suessiales; Symbiodiniaceae
Source: the annotation of a GenBank genome assembly